Messenger RNA from Patiria miniata (bat star), 1408 nucleotides. RefSeq names its product cytochrome b561-like. NCBI's taxonomy places the organism in Eukaryota, Metazoa, Echinodermata, Asteroidea, Valvatida, Asterinidae. The transcript is spliced from 6 exons. The record is from RefSeq and is a predicted model, not a curated record. Bases 563 to 1402 code for a protein of 279 amino acids. Gene Ontology annotation, molecular function: oxidoreductase activity.
CCUUGUAUGGCCCUAGAGGUCCGGUCUCAAGCGGCUCCUUGGAUAUACGACACUUUAAGUAAGCAAGACCGUUGUGUGGUAGCCUCAAGACACAUGAACAGAACAAGUGUUGGAACCAGGAGAAACCAUCGUGCGAAAAGCACACCACAGGACAUUGGACAACAAGUUUACUGUUGUUAGCGAAGUGUUUAAACUUUAUGACUUCUGAAAUCGUGAUUUGUGAAAUUGUGGACCUUUCUGUCGGUGUUUCGUAUUCGUACAAGUGCCAGGACUAGCAAGAGUUCUACCUGUGUCAGGCAGCGAGUAGAGGAAGUCGCAGUGUGGUAGUCCGAAGUCGUUCUUACAAUUUACUGAAUUCCGCCAACAUUUCAAGCACUCAUCAACAGAUGGUGGACCCGACAAUCACAACAGAGAUAAACCUUGAACCACAGAGCAAGGAACCGAGCUCAAUGAAUACCUGAUGUGAAGAAUUCCUUGUAACUUAAGCUGCAUUCAGCAAUCCGGAUUUUAAAAAGCGAAUUAGGAAGUUCCAUUCCCCGACUUUUUUUCCGGAGCAACCACGAUGCCUUCCCUCUUCUGGCCCCUUGUGGUCCUCUCUCAGCUCUUUGCAGGCGCCAUGUUGGUUACCAUGGUGAUAUGGUUACAGCACCACGUUGGUGGGUUCGUCUGGGGUGCACCUGGGGGAUACCACCCAUUGUUGCUGACGUUAUCAUUGGUAUUCCUCUUCGGCGAAGCCCUCAUAUCCUUCCGUGUUUUAAGCCGCUGUCGCCUCCCAUACCUUGCCCAAAAGGCCAUACACGCGUCCGUCCACACCGUGAUUAUCAUCCUUCUCAUCGCCGGCCUCCGCGCCGCAGCCCUCGCCAAAGAUGCCCAGGAAAUUCACGGUGUUGUUCAUAAUCAUUCCUUGCACAGCUGGCUGGGGUAUUUCACCGUUAUUUUGUUUUGUCUACAGUUUGUCGCAGGAUGUGCUUAUUACGGCGCAGAGCGAUUUCUACGACAGGAUCAUCCGUUGAGGGCGCACUAUCCCCAAGUCCACGUUUUCUUUGGGAUUUUCAUGUUCUCGCUCUCCCUAGCGUCUUGCCUAACGGGGUUGAACGAGCUCUCCAUUUAUAAAAUAGCUGAAUACUCAAGCGGUGUAGCCUCGGGAAACAUUGGUAACAUCUACGGUAUGUCAAUGGUGCUCUUUGGUGGCUCCAUUGCUUUUAUUGUCACGAGGUCAGAGUACAAGACUGACAAGACGUCCACGCAAAACAUAGACUCGCCCCAACAGUGCCAGGCAGCCUAUCACGAUGCCUUACCAAACGUGCACGUUAUGGUUGGUGAUGACAUCACUGAUGAUGUCACGGAUGACGUCAUGGAUGGCGGAGACGGACUGAGGAUGCAAAGCAAGGAUGGUGUUUGAAGUAGU